Messenger RNA from Austrofundulus limnaeus, 2340 nucleotides. It is a transcript of the gene edaradd, whose product is annotated as EDAR-associated death domain. The record is from RefSeq and is a predicted model, not a curated record. Bases 224 to 868 code for a protein of 214 amino acids. Gene Ontology annotation, biological process: signal transduction. NCBI's taxonomy places the organism in Eukaryota, Metazoa, Chordata, Actinopteri, Cyprinodontiformes, Rivulidae. The transcript is spliced from 6 exons. Gene Ontology annotation, molecular function: protein binding.
AGCACUCGCAGUAACACCGGUCCCCCUCUGAGGAGCAUCGCAUCAUUCGGCGUGAGACGACGACGCCGCCGCUGGGCUGGCACGCGCUCUAAUUUCUCCCGGUUCGCACCGGAGGAUAACGCAGAGGUUUUUUUUAGACUUGCUCUCUGAGACGAAACGAGACGAGACGUUUAAAUUCAUCCUCGAACAGCUUCUCCGAACGGGAGAAGUCCCUGCUUCAAACAUGAGCAGUUUAAUGGCGUGUAAGGAACCGUUCGACAGGAGCUCCGAACCUGUGGAAGACACAGACACCACCAGCUUUGUGGCAAAGAUUUCCUUGGAGACCAAUUAUCCAGUGCAAGUCACAAAUCAUCAUGAUGCUGUGACACUCCACCUGAGCUCCAUGCCCUCCAGAUACCUGAGCCCCUCCUCUGAAGACAGGAUAAGACAGCCUGUUGAAGAUAUGGAAGAAUGCACUUGUCCAACAUCUACUUCACCAGACUGCCCCAAACAGCUGCAGAUCCUGACCAGCCCGUGUGAAAAAUGCUUCUGUCCAGCCCCGCCUCCCAAAAUCAGCGACCUCAUGAACGACAACGACCUGCUGGACUUGCUGCGGCUAAAGCUGGACCCGAACCACUGCACCAUCAAAAACUGGAAAAACUUUGCGAGCCGCUGGGGGAUGUCGUAYGACGAACUGACCCUGCUGGAGCACCGGACCCAGGGCUCCCUGUCUCACAGCCCCACGCUGGAGUUCCUGCUGCGCUACAACCAGAAGACGGUCACRGAGCUGACCGAACUGUGCCGCUUCUAUCAGCGCAUCGAUGUGCUGCGGCUGCUGCAGAGCUGGAUCGAGAAGGACUGGCCAUCACGCUGGCAGCAGACUCACUAACCUCUUCAAAUCUGUACACUUUAAGUUUUGGUUUGGUUUUUCCUGCCAGGGGUUACAUGCGUCGGAUUUCUUCUCUUUCAUGACUUUGAAUUGAAUGUUUAGUGAGCUGAUAAACAAGAGUGAACUGGAAACUGUGUACAUAUUUUUCAAAUAGUUUUGAUCUUUUUUAACAUUGUGCCUUACUACUUAGAGUUGCAGCUCAGAUUUAUGGUAAAUUCAAGGAGCAAAAAUGUUCCUACCCAUCACCUCAUGCAGUCAAUGGCUGCAUUCAAACCCUUCUCUGUGAUUUUUUGGUCAGACUUUGUGUGACCCUGUUCAAAAAACUUUUCAUUCACUCUGUACCAGCAAUGAAGAAUGAACUGGACCUGUAAAUUUUACACACCAUCACAGAAAAACUUUUUUUUUCUAUCAACAAAACAUCAACACUUGUGUCAGUURUGAGAGCAAAGCGAGUCGAGAUGCAGGAACGGUUAAUAAUUUUCAGACAGUUCUUCAGCAGAGCUGCAGCAACCGUGUGGGAACAAAGUAGGAACAGUUAGGUUAAAGACUGACAAAUGUCACUCACUGAUGUUCACUUGAAUAUUAAAUCCAUUCUUCUGUUCGUAGAAAUAAUCAUUUUCAGUGUUUGUUUUUGCAACUAAAGUUCUCAGAACCUUUCCUGUUAAACUCAUCCUCGUGUCACAGCAAAUAAACUGACGGUUGAAAGCUCCAAACGUCCAGACGCUGGGGAUCCUUUUAUUUUUUUUAACCAAGUUUGGGGUUUUUUUCGAUCAUUUUCUAAAAACCAUGGAUAAUUUCAUGACACACUAGCAAGUCUAAAGUACGAACACAUAGUACUAGUCCACGUGUCCCGCCUACUCCCUCAUGUUACUUGACUUUUAAGUGUGAAAUGAGUGAUGAAAAUGAAGAUUUGAGCGUACACCAGCAAAGUAAGAACCGCAUGGAGCCGCAAGUGUUGACGUCUGAAAAGAAGCGUCAAGGAUCAAAAUAUCCUGCACAUUUAAAAAGAAAACUUUUCUGAAACUUGCCUUGUGGAGGAGUUAUAAGUGUCUUUGUUCAUGAGUGAGUCUUCAGGGCAUUGCUUCGGUCUGUUGUGAAGAAAGAGCAGAGUUGAAAGGCAAAGCUGUGGAUUUACUGGUCUGGCUACGUUCCAACCCUCGCCUGUGGUCUUGAGGCGUGGAUCAUGACCAGAAGAACCAGAUCCUGGAUACAAGCAGCCGAAGGGAGCUUCCUAUAGGAUGUCUGAGAGGGGGAGGAGCUCUGUCAUGCAGCAGGUGGAGAUAAGAGUUUAUUUCUUCAGUUAAAAACUGCAAACUUUAGGAAUACAGAGUGAUGUUUACUUUUACAGCUGUUGAGUUUUGGUCUAUUUAAUUACAUUUCAAUGGUAAUAUUUUUGUAUCUGAUUAGUAGAAUAAAAUUAUUAGUGGUUCAUAAUUCUGUCUGAAUGCAAUUAAAACUAGUGUAAAACAAAA